Messenger RNA from Lucilia cuprina (Australian sheep blowfly), 5151 nucleotides. RefSeq names its product eukaryotic translation initiation factor 4 gamma 2 (gene NAT1). The transcript has 4 exons. Gene Ontology annotation, cellular component: eukaryotic translation initiation factor 4F complex. Lineage: Eukaryota; Metazoa; Arthropoda; Insecta; Diptera; Calliphoridae. The record is from RefSeq and is a predicted model, not a curated record. The annotation marks the transcript as partial. Gene Ontology annotation, molecular function: protein binding; translation initiation factor activity; mRNA binding.
AGACUAGAAUAUUUGUUUUGCCCCUGUGUUCUUUUUAAAGUUUUCACCAUUCCUCAUUCAACGCUAAACACUCAUUUCUCUCAGUCUUACGACGAUCCACGACAGCGUUGGAAUUCAACCAACACUGUAGCGCCAGCUCUUGGUAAUAAUUUCGCGUUGCAGGACCGCAAUUAUAAAACAAGCACCAUUGAGGGAGGCAGCAGUACCGGUGAUCCAAGCAUCGGAGGCAGCAAUUUGAAGCUAGCAAUAACGGCUAAUCAAAACGAUUCUGAGCGUUUUAACGACAGCUUUAACAAUCGAGGAGGGGGCGGAGGCCAAUCCCCGCCGACACCUACUGUCGGGAAAACCCUGCUCAACACCAGUGCUAAUCUCUUGCCGAUAACCACUGCAUCGGAUACUUUUAACAAUUUGAAGAAUCUCCUUAAGAUCGAUAAAGGAUCCUCGCCGACAAACGGCGGAGGCAAUCAGAGCAACAACAGCAGCGGCAAGCGCAUUAACAACGAAGGGGGUAACAGCGGUUAUAAACGCUCUCCCAUUUCCGGUGAAGGCCGCAACAACUUAAACGGCGCUGGCAGAUCUGGAGCUUCUACUGGUUCCGGACACUUUUCGACUGGUUAUAGCAAGAAUUCCGCCAAAAUUCGUCAACACGAUUCUGAAGUAAGCCCACGGCCUCGACGAUCUUUCCAGAGUGAUUCGUCGUCGUCGCGUUACUAUAACAAAAAUAGUGACAUUUUGGGAGGCUCUCAAGCUGGUGGUAUUGGCAACAACACUAACACUAGCAACAGCGGCAACCCAUACAACAACAGCAACACUGGAGGCGGACGCGGCGGUUCACUAAACGCUAAUAGCAACGACAACGGUGGACGCAGCGGACACGAGGGCAGAGGAGGAGGUUAUAAUAGCAACAACUACAACGAGGGCGGUCGACGUAAUUAUCAACCGCACAACUCUCAAUCUGAUGGCGGCUAUACACGCAAUAUAAGUUCGGGCUCUGGCAGCAACUACCGCUCACACCAGGGUUCACGUUACGAAAACGGCAAUGGAAACGGACAACAGCGUCAGUACGGUUCCUCAACUAACGCUGGCUACAACAACAAUUACAACAAUAGCAAAUCAUACGGACACCGAUCAGCCGCAAAUGAUGGCAAUCUAAACGGCAAUAACAACUCCAAUUAUCGUUCAUCCCAAAGAGAGAGAGGAGGUGACCGCGAGCGCGAUAGAGACGAUUACGUAAGCAAUAAUUAUCGGGAUUACGAAGAUUCUCCUCGUGGAGGAGGCGGUGGCGGGCGUUAUAAUAAUAACAACGGCAACCAAAACAGCAAUUCAGUUCAAAACGGUUCUUCGAACAGUAAUACAAAUAGUUUAGAACGUCGUCUACCCCCUUCUGCUUUACGUCAGUCGGGUGGGGAACGCGGCGGUGGAUACAUUGAUCAUCGCGUCGAACGCUCAUCGAAUGACAAUUCAAAUAAUAGAGCAUUAAAUAAUCGUUCACCAUCAAUACGCGCAGGAGAUAAUGCUUUGGGUGGUGGUCACUCAUCUUCAGUACCAUCAUCGACCGUAAAUUCGUCAUCAUCUUCACGUGGCAUUUCACCAAAUUCGCCAGCUUUAGCAAACGCAAGCCAGCAUCCUACACCGGCUCCAACACCACCACCUUCAGCUGGUCGUUGGGUGCCACCAUCUUUGCGUCCUCAGCAUGGACUUUCUCAAGCCGAAAAGAAUGAUGCAGUUUUCAGAAAGGUUCGCGGUAUUCUUAAUAAAUUGACUCCAGAAAAGUUCCAGGAACUUAGCGACGAAUUACUCAAACUUGAUUUAAAUUCAAUUGUCAUUUUGAACGGUGUUAUUUUACUUAUUUUCGACAAGGCAUUGGAUGAGCCUAAGUACUCGUCUAUGUACGCACAGUUGUGCAAAAGGCUAUCAGAAGAAGCACCAUCAUUUGAAAAAGAUCCAAACGGUUCUUGUACAUUCUUAAGACUACUGAUCGCAGUCUGUCGUGACAAAUUUAACAAUCGUCUAAAACGUGACGGCGCCGAAGGAGAUUCCCAAUUCAAUAAAGUACUUCGUCCUCAACAAGCUGCAGCCGACAAUGAGGCCGACGAAGAGGAACGUCGCCACUUGGCCAAACAGCGAAUGCUCGGCAAUGUCAAAUUCAUCGGUGAGCUACACAAAUUGGACAUGCUGUCCAAGAACGUGCUCCAUCAAUGCAUUAUGGAGUUGUUGGAUAAGAAAAAGAAGCGCACGGCCUCGAAGGAAGAAAUGUGCGAGGACAUGGAGUGCCUGGCACAGCUGCUCAAGACGUGCGGCAAGAACUUGGAUUCAGAACAGGGCAAAGAGCUGAUGAACCAGUACUUUGAGACAUUGGAACGUCGCUCAAAAUCUACUGACUAUCCACCCAGGAUACGCUUUAUGCUAAAAGACGUCAUCGAAUUGCGUGAAAACAACUGGAUACCUCGCAAGGUGGUCAACACCGAGGGCCCAGUGCCAAUCAAGCAAAUACGCAGCGAUGAUGAGCCAUUAAUACGCACUCCGUUCACUAAUCGCAACCGUGAUAUGCGCAACAAUCGUGAUGAUCGUGAUAGUGACAGCUGGAUGAAUCGCUUAACGAUUAAUUUACAACCAGGUUUAAAUGAUAUGUUUUCAGGAUUGAGUGUUACAGGAUCAUCGCCAAUUAUAUCACCAUUCACCACUCCAGUUGGAAACAACCGAUCAUAUAACAAUAGAGAUCAUCGCAACAACCAAGGUGGCAACGGUAAUUACAACAACCGUUACAACAAACACAAUAACCAGAAUGGUCCAGGCAGUGAUCGCGGCCAUCGUGAAGAUCGCCAACAUCAAAGAGGCGGUGAUCAAUCUGGUUCCCAAUUCAAUAGUGGUGGCAAUCAAUUGAAUAGCAAGGAAUUAGCACCCCGUUUCAAGCGUAAUCUCAUCUCGACGAAUCAAGACUCGGUUGAGAAUUUGCAAAUGAGACCAGCAGCCAAUUCAUUGCUCUUUAAGGCAGCCUCACAAAAUCAGAAACUUCCAUCUAUGCUGCCGAUAUCUACACCACCCAAUGGAAGCCACAGUAAUCUCACUCCAUCCACAGGAGGAUUUGGUGGGGGAUUCAACCAAAAUAAGGACUCACAGUUGUCGAAUGCUCAAUAUCCUCUAUUAGGUACACCAACAUCUCAUUUGAGCUCAUCCCAACAAAAUGCUCGACCAUCUUCCACGCCAUCAGCCGAAGCAGAACAUAAGAACUCACACAAUUUGGGCAACGGUGACAAAUCCUUGAAAAAUACUUCAUCUAAUCCCAACUUUUCUAGCAAUUCCUCCAUUAAUCAGAGAAACAGCGGUGGCUUAGAGCACCAAGAGGAUGGCAAUGAUAAAAAAUCACUUCUUAAUACUCCCCAGGUGCAGCUGGUAACAAAACAGGGAUCAACUGAAAAGGUUCCCGGUGCUAACGGAUCUGCAAAACCACAGAAGAAGGAAAAGGCCUUCAACAAAGAAGAGGUGCUUAAGAAAACUGCCUCCUACAUUAAGGAGAAAUUCUUCUACACUGAAACAAAAGACGAAAUCAAUGAAAGUUCUGAAAAUGAUGAAAACGAAGCAACUACCGCCGAUAAGCAAUUGUCCGAAGUAGUUGAAGGUUUCUUGGAGUUGAAAGUACCAGAGAAAUGCAUGAAAGACGUAUGUAUCUGUACCGUGUUAGAUGUUUUGGAAAAGGCUGAUGAACAAUACUUGGAUCGUGUUCUCAAGUUCUUGCAAACUCUCAAGAAACAGGCUAAUCUUAAACCCAAUCUUCUGCUCGAAGUCUUUAAGCAGGUGGUCAAGAAAAUGAAUGAACGUGAAGCGCUUAAUCCCCGCAUAACAACAUUUGUCGCCAAUUUAUUGGCUAAGGCCACUGUGGGAGAGGCAUGCCUAUUAAAACUUAAUGAUAUUGCCAACUACACAGACAACGGUCAGCAUUAUCCAUUAUUUUUACUGGUGCUUCAACAGUUGCACAAGGCCAUAGGCAAAGACCAACUAGAGGAAAUGUUCCGAGCCAGCAAAGUUGAUUUGAUGAACUGUUUACCUGAAGUGGAUCGCAAUAAAACUCGCUUGGCAGAAAUUCUCGACGAUCGUUCAUUGACAUUCCUCUAUCCGUUGCUUAAAGUUCAGGCUGAAAUGAGCAAACAAUUAACAACCGAUCCUGAUCCUACCAAUUUCUACAAAUGGAUCAAGGCCAAUGUCGAUGCCAAAUAUUAUAAGGAAGAAGGUUUUAUUAAUGCCCUCAUGACAGUCGUAGUCAAAUAUGUUACAUCUCAAACCAGCUUCCCCGAAGGAACAGAUGUCAAAAAUUGUCCCGACAAAGCCACCAUACAGAAGGAAGAAAGCUUAUUACACAAAUACUGCCAAAUAUUAAAAUCCUUCUUGGGUCACAGCAUCGAAUUGCAAUUGAUUGCCAUUUAUGCUCUACAAGUAUUUUGCGUUAAUGAGAAUUUCCCGAAAGGUAUGCUUUGUCGUUGGUUUAAAUAUUUGUACGAAGCUGAAGUUAUAUACGAAGACACAUUCAUACAUUGGAAAGAGGAAAUAUCUGACAAGUAUCCUGGCAAGGGUACCGCUUUAUUCCAGGUUAAUAACUGGUUGACUUGGUUGCAAGAAGCUGAAUCAGAAGAUGAUGAAGAUUAAACAAAUAUUUAACAAAAAUCAUUCAAUCUUUCAUAAAGCAGCAACCAUUAUGAUAAACAAAAAUUUAGAUUUUAAACAAAUUAUAACUAACUUUUAAAUAAUUAAAACACAAAACAACAAAAAAACUGUUUCUAGCUCUAAGAUAUACAUACAUAUUUCUCCAACAACUCAAUUCAAUUUACAUUUCUUCAAGAUAAAGAGAAAUAGAAACGAAACAAUAAAACCUCCCGAACAGACAUAAAUCAAUAUCAAUAUAGAAGCACUUCUGGGCAAUAUAAUUACGUUAUUUGCCAUAUUAAAACCAUAUUGACUUAAAUUCUCAAUAGCUAUAAACAAUUCCCCCCCCCCCCUCUUUCUCCAUGAUAUACUAGUAUAUAUAUUUUUUUAAUUUUUAACUUUUUUUAUUUAACAAUUAUUGACAAAAUUUAGCAAACACAAAGAUUAUAGAAAUUAAUGAGAUGUUUAAAUAAAACGAAAUUCAAACUUACUCUUGAAAACAUUAAAAGCAAA